AUGGAUCCUGAUGGGGGGUCAUCAAACAUAUUUCCUAUGGAUCCAUUGGUGCCGCAUGGUAUGGGAGCCCAUUUUUUGUCGCACGUUACCUCUUUUAUUGACUGUUCCAAACACUUGUACGUGUCUGGAAGUACAGCACUUGAUGAAGCUGUCAGUUGCGUUUCAAAGGUCGCCGGCGGUUUGCUGAUUUGGUUUGCCAGAGGUUCGAAUUUGAAUAAUACUAUUCACAGAACUCGUCGUUUGACUUCUAGGAAUCCAAGAAGCAUUACCCAGUUAAAGCCUGUUUUUUCUGGCGGAUCAAAAUCAAUUGGAGUUUUUGGGAAUUGUAGAAGUGAUGGGAUGUUUGGAGUCCCUUUUGCAUGGUUUUCUAUGAAACAACUGUGUAAAGAAGCACAUCAGAUAUUUUCCUUUUCACCUCUUCUAUUAGCUGCCGCCCUGAUACCUCCGCUUAACAAUGUAUGUCCAGUCGUUAUGGCUGUUCCCGUGGAGACCGCCGAACUUGAAACUCAGAGCUGCCUCUGCCAAAGACCUAGUGAGAUUGAACAUCAGCGGAGCAGUUGUAUCAAUCUUCGUAGUUUGAGUUGGGCUGGUCAUGCUGUGGAGCCAAGAACUGGCGUCGUGUUUCCUACUGUCUUGGAAAACAUAGCUGGAGAAAAUGAUAACUCUAAUUUUUCAUCAGAGAUCCUUGUUGGGACUGGAUCAAGAAUAAUGAAGAUCAUCAGAAUAAAAUCUCUGAAAGUCUAUGCAUUUGGUUUUUAUAUUCAUCCUGAGGAUGUCUGUGAGAAACUUGGUCCAAAAUAUGCGUCUCUUCCCUUCUCCGAGUUGAACAAAUCUGGUAACUUUUAUGAAGACCUCCUCAGGGAAGACAUCAAUAUGACUGUCAGGCUUGUGGUUAGUUGCAACGGGAUUAAAUUUAACACUGUCAAAGAGGCUUUCGAGAAAUCUCUUCGAGCUCGAUUACAGAAGGCACUGACUACAGCUGCCUACAAAGUUUUCGUUCUAUUUUUCAAGAUGACAUUCCUUUGCAAGUGGGAACUACAAUCAGUUUCCGCCGCACGGCUGAUGGAUGUUUCAUUACUGAAAUUGGGAACAACAAGCUCGGAGCAGUCCACAGCAAGGAGUUAUGCAAGACAAUAUAUCUUAAUUUGGGUUGGUUUCUUGAAUGGUGUUUUAUUGUUAAUGUUAUGUGGUGGUGUGAAUGGAGAAUUCAAUUACCAAGAUGCACUUAGCAAGUCAAUCAUAUUCUUAGAAGCACAAAGAUCAGGGAAGCUCCCUCCCAACCACAGGCCUUCUUGGAGAGGUGAUUCUGGCCUUCAAGAUGGCAAGCUUGCCGGUGUGGACCUGGUGGGAGGAUACUAUGAUGCAGGGGACAACGUCAAAUAUGGACUACCCAUGGCAUUCACCGUUACCACAUUAUCAUGGGCCGCAAUUUUCUAUCAGUCAGAGCUUCAAUCAACAGGCGAAUUGAAGAAUGUUCAUUCUGCUAUUCGAUGGGGCACUGAUUAUUUACUCAAAGCUAGUUUCAAAAGAAAUAUAUUGUAUGUUCAGGAUGGAAAUCCAAAUAAAGAUCAUGAAUGUUGGAUGAGGCCAGAAAACAUGAACACUCCAAGAACCGUGUUGCAAAUUGACCAAAAUAGGCCUGGAACUGAAAUCGCAGCUGAGACUUCUGCAGCAUUAGCAGCUUCUAGUAUCGUAUUUAGACAUGUAGAUAAUGCCUAUUCUCGUCAACUCGUCAAAAGGGCUAAAAACAUAUUCCAAUUCGCCAAGACUUACAAAGGGACCUAUGAUGGAGAGUGCCCCUUCUAUUGCUCAUUCUCAGGCUAUAAUGAUGAGUUAUUAUGGGCAGCAACGUGGCUAUUCUUUGCCACUAAAAGCUCCGUAUAUUUGGAUUACAUCAAAGAAGAGGCCAUUACUGCCACUGUUUCUGAAUUCAGUUGGGAUAUCAAAUAUGCAGGAGCCCAAGUUCUACUUUCAGAGUUAUAUUGGAAAGGGGAUAAAGAACUAAGUAACUACAAGCAGCAGGCUGAUAAUUUUGUUUGCUCCAUACUUCCUGAUAGCCCUUCUCACCAGGUCUACAUCACUCCAGGGGGAAUGAUUCACUUGAGAGAUGGAGCAAACACACAAUAUGUCACUAGCACUGCUUUCCUCUUCAGUGCCUAUAGUGAUCUCUUAGCCAAACACAACCAACAAGUCAAUUGUGGCAACAAAGCAUUCACCUCUUCCCAACUUAUGGCUUUUGCCAAACAACAGAUGGAUUAUCUAUUGGGUAAAAAUCCACUGGGAAGAUCAUACAUGGUUGGAUUUGGUCAAAACCCACCAAGACAAGCCCACCACAGGGGAGCUUCUGUACCCAAAACACUUCCCAACAAAGAGGUUAGCUGCCCAAUGACGUUCACUUAUUGGUUUAACAAGAAUGUACCCAAUCCAAAUGAGUUAACUGGAGCCAUAGUUGGUGGGCCGGACCGUAACGACAAGUUUGUUGAUCAGAGGUCUAAUUCUGUCAUGACUGAGCCCACAACAUAUACCAAUUCAUUGGCCAUUGGUGUGCUUGCUAAGCUUGCUAAACAUCAUUCUUCUUCCUAA
Messenger RNA from Oldenlandia corymbosa var. corymbosa, 2583 nucleotides. Lineage: Eukaryota; Viridiplantae; Streptophyta; Magnoliopsida; Gentianales; Rubiaceae. The record is from the annotation of a GenBank genome assembly.